Molecule: messenger RNA, 1919 nt
Organism: Carassius gibelio (silver crucian carp)
Lineage: Eukaryota; Metazoa; Chordata; Actinopteri; Cypriniformes; Cyprinidae
Product: probable phosphatase phospho1
Exons: 3
Coding region: 249-1100 (283 amino acids)
Molecular function (GO): phosphatase activity
Source: RefSeq, a predicted model, not a curated record
ACUGUGGCUCCAGACAGGGUCGGAACAUAAAUCUCCAGCACUUUUGAGAAACCAGGCAGAAGCAGAAGGCGGCGAUCAGUAGUGAUGAACAUCUAGACGGGACGUCCUGCUCAAGAUUGACAUUGCGCGGCGGCGAGCUUAAGGUGAAAAGAGUUCUGGCAUAACUGGAUUGCUCUCUUCAUUUGCAGUGGAAGAGCAAAAAGAGUGAAGGACCUAAAAGACAUCUGUGCUGUUCUUCCCUCCCAUCCAUGAUGCGGGACUCUGUCUUCAACUGCUGUGUUUCUCCACCUCAUCCUCCUAGAGGAGUGGAGGAGCCCCACCAGCACAGAAGCAGAGCUCAGGCUCCGCCCCCUAACGACAGGCGUUUCCUCAUAUUCUUUGACUUUGACGAGACCCUGGUGGACGAGUGCAGCGACGACUCUAUGGUUACUGUGGCGCCUGGUGGAGUCCUGCCCGGCUGGUUGAAGGACACCUACCGUUCUGGCCACUACAGUGAGUACAUGCAGCGUGUGCUGGCUUACCUCGCCGAACAGGGAGUCACCCCGGCGGCUAUUCGAGACACAGUGAAGAAACUCCCUCCCUGCCCAGGCAUCCCCACUUUGAUGCAUUUCCUGCUUUCCCAGCCUUCAAGGGACUUUGAAGUCAUUUGUGUGUCAGACGCCAAUACUGUGUUCAUCGAGACUUGGCUGCAGCACCUGGGCUUCCACUCGCUAUUUCUGCGCAUUUUCACCAACCCAGCUCACUUUGAUGAUAAUGGGCGGCUGCAGCUUCACCCCUUCCACUCCCAUGAGUGCCUGCGAUGCCCUCCGAACAUGUGCAAAGCGGUAGUGGUGAGGCAGUACGUGGCCCAGCGCGUGCGAGAGAGGAGCGGACGGCCGUACCAGAAGGUUUUGUAUGUGGGCGAUGGGGCCAAUGACUUUUGCCCAUCACUCACACUGUCACCGGGUGACAUUGCAUUCCCACGCAGGGACUUUCCAAUGCACAAACUGAUCCAGGAGAUGGAGGAAGCCAAACCUGGAGAGUUCAAGGCCAGUGUGGUGCCCUGGAACAGUGGAGAAGAUGUCAUCAACACCCUGAGGAAGAUAUUAGAGAGGCCCUAAAUAUAUUAUACAGGCACCUAAAUGAGGCCCUAAUAAUGUAUAGGGCUUUCUAGAGUACAUUGCAAACUCUUUUGGUUUUGCCAAAUAUGCAUCAGCUUAGUUCUGUCUAGAAACUGCCAGGCUGUUUAUGGUCUUUUAAUAAGAUGCAUUGUUUGUACAGUUGAAAUAACACUGCUAUAAACUUACAUUUAAAUACACAGACACAUCCAAAUGAGAAUGGAUUUAUAAUGUGUGCAUAUGAUUGAGCGUAGACUUUUUAAAAUCUGUUUGUAUUAACACUAAGACUGGCCAGUGGUGUCUAUCCCUAAAUGCAUUAUUAUUAUUAUUAUUAUUAUUAUUAUUAUGCUUAGGACCAAUUUCUGUACUGUACUGUCAUUCACACAUAUAUGUAGUUUUAAAGAUGAAAAUCUGAGAGGUGCUAUAGGUGAUUAUUUAUGUGAAAAAUGCUAAUCUAAUUCACUAAAAUUAUCAUCUUACUAAUGAGAACUUCAGAUGGUUAGUCUUUGCUGUUGAAAUACUGUGUUUAUUGUAUGUUAUGGUUUUUAAUAGUAAACUUGAACCCAUCCUCAGUUGGCAGGACGUGUUGUACUUUUAACUUAUGCUGAAUUUUUGUUUGUCUGUGUUUGUUCCUUUCUCUUAUGCAAAGUCAGUGAACUCUGGAAGUGAGACUAUGGAUCUGAGACCUCUGAACAUCACCAGCAUGGUUAUAAAGCCAUUCACUCACAAUACAUUUUCUACUUUCUGAAUGUCUUUAAUCUUAUCCAACUCAUUCAUAGGAGUAAAAAAAAUUAAUAAAACCAUUCCUUACUCUUGCUUUUA